This is a messenger RNA of Aspergillus tanneri, 5748 nucleotides long. It is a transcript of the gene MOT1, whose product is annotated as DNA-binding ATPase. The record is from RefSeq and is a predicted model, not a curated record. The coding region runs from base 1 to 5748 and encodes 1915 amino acids. Gene Ontology annotation, molecular function: ATP binding; DNA binding; TBP-class protein binding. Lineage: Eukaryota; Fungi; Ascomycota; Eurotiomycetes; Eurotiales; Aspergillaceae. The transcript is spliced from 4 exons.
AUGACUUCUAGGCUGGAUCGUCUGGUCACCUUACUGGAGACAGGCAGCACGCCUCUCAUCCGCAAUACCGCCGCCCAACAGCUGGCCGAUGUCCAGAAGCAGCAUCCAGAUGAACUGUUUAAUCUCCUUGGUCGCAUCCUCCCCUAUCUCAAGUCCAAGUCAUGGGAUACCCGCACCGCCGCGGCCAAGGCCAUCGGCCUCAUCGUCACUAAUGCUGAUAUCUUUGACCCCAACGAAGAAGAUGGCGAGCAUAUUAAGAAGGCCGAAGAUGAUAAUGACGACGAUGAUGAAGGCGACUUGAAUGUCGACAUUAAGGCAGAGGAUGAGGAACAAUCGCUGUCUUCCAAUGAUUCGUUGCUCCAGCUGGACUGUCUAGACUUGACCGCUGUUCUAAAAUACGGCAAGCGAUUGCUGGGGAGUGCCGGCAAAGAAUAUGAAUAUUCUCUGGCUGCCAUGGAUCCAGCGUCACGACUACAGCACCAGAAGAAAACUCUCACCUCUCGUUUAGGUCUUGCUGGGGAGUACAUCGAAGAGGACUUGAUCGAUGACAAUGAUCUGGCCUUGAAGACGCCGGGCAUCAAAGAGGACCCUUCUGUGUCGCGCGAGAACAACAACAAUAACCAGAACCACAACCAUAAUCUGAAUGCACCCCCCGUGGCUUCUCCUUGCGAACCGGCCAAUGGGGAGGAGUCGGGACUGAGCAAGCGACAGUUGAACCAGCUAAAACGAAAAAACAAGCAGAGUGCGAAGAUGGGUGCGAGUAAAGUACGUGUGGUGGAUCUGUCUGCGCGGCGGCCGUCCGAGAAUGUCACCACCCCUUCAGCAACGACGCCUCACCCCGUGAAAACCGAAAAUGGAGAGGAGCGCAACGGCGAUUCGAAGCCGGAUUACUUCUCCCUGGACCGGUCGACCGGCGAUGAUGACUCGAAGAUUGUCACCGAAUUUAAAGGGGAGUCCGCACCGGAAAAGCCUCUGAUACAACCCGAGCUGGUAGAUGAAGGUCCCAGUCCGGUCUGGCCUUUCGAGCCCAUGUGUGAUUUCCUCAUGGUAGAUGUCUUCGACCCGAACUGGGAAGUCCGCCACGGUGCUGCCAUGGCCCUCCGAGAGGUCAUCCGGGUGCAAGGCCCUGGUGCUGGUCGGUUGCGGGGGAAGAGCAGAGCCGAAAAUGACACUUUGAAUCGCAAAUGGCUGGACGACCUUGCCUGUCGUCUCCUCUGCGUGCUCAUGCUUGACCGCUUUGGUGACUACAUCUCGGACAAUGUUGUUGCUCCCAUCCGGGAGACCGUCGGCCAAACGCUCGGUGCGCUCCUAUCUCAGCUUAGCGCACGCACGGUCAUCGCGGUUUACCAAUGUCUCUAUCGCAUCAUCAUGCAAAACGACUUGGACCUGGAGCGACCAAUCUGGGAAGUGUGUCACGGUGGUAUGAUCGGCCUCCGAUACCUGGUGGCAGUGCGCAAGGAUCUACUUGUGAAGGACGCCAAGCUCAUGGAUGGUGUCCUGGAGGCCGUUAUGAAAGGCCUAGGGGACUAUGACGACGAUGUCCGGGCAGUGAGUGCGGCGACUUUGGUUCCCAUUGCCGAAGAAUUUGUCACCUCUCGACAAGGCACUCUGGGCCCGCUCAUGACGAUUGUAUGGGACUGCCUAUCGAAUCUGCAGGACGACCUGAGUGCAAGUACCGGCUCGGUGAUGGAUCUGCUGGCAAAGCUCUGCACAUUCCGGGAGGUUCUCGAAGCGAUGAAAGCCAAUGCGGCCGUCAAUUCCGAGUCCUCGUUUGGCAACCUGGUCCCUCGUCUUUAUCCAUUCUUGCGACAUACGAUAACGAGUGUACGCUCCGCCGUCCUUCGGGCUCUCAUAACAUUCCUGCAGCUCGAAGGUUUAGGCACUAAUGACUGGGUCAAUGGCAAGGCACUGCGUCUCAUCUUCCAGAACCUGUUGGUGGAGCGGAACGAGGGAGUCCUGAAGCUGUCUCUACAGGUGUGGUCGGAAUUACUCAAGGCUCUGGAGACCCGGGGACUAUUCAAAUCGGACUCCGACUUGUUGAGUUGCGUCCAGCCUCUCAUAACCUUGACCCUGGCGCCUUUUGGCGUACUUCGUUACCCUAUCCCUAUGAAUGCCUCCCUUUUCAUCAAACCAUCCGGUGUGCCUUUCCCAACAAGCGCUGCUGCCCCCGCAAAGUCCUCCCCAACCUCAAAUAGUGCUGCACCUGAUGGAGUGAAGAAGCGAGGACGUAAAGCGGAGAAGAAGGAAGUCCCGCCACCUCCUUCGGCCCACAACGUUGACGGACAUAUGCUCCAGGGUGACAUUGACCUGGUCGGCGCAGAUACCAUGCUCCGGUCCAAGAUUCACGCGGCAAAGGCGAUUGGCGAAUUCCUUCAUAUCUGGGACAAGCACGGGCUCUCAAGCCUCUGGCCGUAUGUUUUGGAAGGCCUUGACUUCCCCGCGUCCACUUCGCAGCUCUCGUCUGCAAUGGUGAUUGAAGAAUAUGCCAAGCAUACCGGACCCAGUGGUGAGUAUGCUCCCACUCUGUGUGAGAAGCUGCGCCUCGUCAUUGAAGGAGAGCGCCCCAUGUGGUAUAGUGAUAUUGCUUGCUACCUCCAUGUUGCCCGUGCACAGUGCCAUUCUUUGUUGAAUACCUUCCGGGACCAUGCGCAUGUGCCCGGGUCAAGGUUGCCGGUCCUGGCUGUUAUCGUGCAAGGGGACGCCGAAGCUGGCCCCAGUGCGUUCUCCCUGUCCGAUGCCGAGAAGGUCAUUGGGCCCGACUUCGAGCGACUGAAGAAGGGGCUGGCGCCGGCUCAGCGUAUCACUGCUCUGCAAGUAUUGAACGAUACGCGCGCCACCGCAGAGAGUGCUGUCUCCGAGGCGCGGGGCGCCCGAGAGCAAAGAGACAUGCGCAUCACGGCGGCGGCGGCAGGUGCCUUGGUUGCAUUGCAUAAUAUUCCUAAGAAGCCGGGCCACCUCAUCAAGGGAAUGAUGGAUAACAUCAAGAAGGAAGAAAAUGCCGAGCUUCAACAGCGCUCUGCUACGGCCAUUGUAACUCUCGUGGAGUACUACACAACCGCCGCAAAGAGAGGCCCCGUCGACAAGGUGAUUGGAAACUUGGUCAAAUACUGCUGUGUGGACACGUCAGAAACCCCGGAGUUCCACCACAAUGCCGGCUUGGAGAAGUCAAUCCUAUCCCUCCGGAAAGAAGAAGAUCGGCGUGAUCAUCCAGAUGCGGCGAAGUUCGAGAAGGAAGCCAAGGAGGCGAGAAUCAUGCGCCGGGGCGCGAAGGACGCUCUCGAACAACUGGCUGUCAAGUUUGGCCCGGAGCUGAUGGAGAAAGUCCCCAACCUUGCAUCCCUCGUCGAACGUCCUCUUAAGGAAGCUCUCGCUGGGGAUCUACCGGCCAACAUCCACGACCCCGACAAUGAACUCGGCCAGGAAGUAGUGGAUGGGUUAUCGACGUUACGUGCCAUUCUGCCCAAGUUCGACCCGGGCCUCUACCCUUGGGUGGUCGGCCUCAUGCCAACUGUGGCCAAAGCACUUCAGUGCCAGCUGUCCGUCAUACGUUACGCUGCUGCCAAGUGCUUUGCUACAAUAUGUAGCGUCAUCACCGUGGAAGGGAUGACCAUGCUGGUCGAGAAAGUGCUGCCUGCUAUCAACAAUGCCUUGGAUGUUCAUCACCGACAAGGAGCUGUCGAAUGUAUCUACCAUCUCAUCCAUGUGAUGGAGGAUGGUAUCCUACCCUAUGUUAUCUUCCUUGUCGUACCUGUUCUGGGAAGAAUGAGCGACUCUGAUAACGAUGUGAGACUGCUGGCCACGACGUCAUUUGCCACCCUAGUCAAACUUGUCCCUCUAGAGGCUGGAAUUCCCGACCCGCCUGGUCUCUCCGAGGAGCUGCUGAAGGGGCGGGAGCGAGAAAGGAAAUUCAUGUCUCAGAUGUUGGAUGUACGAAAAGUGGAGGAAUUCCAGCUACCGGUCUCCAUCAAGGCCGAGCUUAGGCCCUACCAACAAGAGGGAGUGAACUGGCUUGCCUUUCUCAAUCGCUACAAUCUUCACGGUAUCCUCUGCGACGACAUGGGUCUCGGUAAAACGCUCCAGACACUAUGCAUUGUUGCUAGCGAUCAUCAUAUGCGUGCCGAGGAGUUUGCGCGCACCCAGACGCCCGAGGCCAGGAAGCUUCCGUCUUUGAUUGUCUGCCCCCCGUCCCUGUCCGGACAUUGGCAGCAGGAAAUCAAACAGUAUGCUCCUUUCCUCAACAGCGUCGCAUAUGUUGGACCUCCGGCGGAACGUGCGCGACUGAGAGGCGCCCUCACGGACGCAGAUAUCGUUGUGACCUCGUACGAUAUCUGCCGGAAUGACAGCGACGUCCUCUGCCCGAUAAGCUGGAACUAUUGCGUGCUAGACGAGGGGCAUCUGAUCAAAAACCCCAAGGCGAAGGUCACACUGGCGGUCAAGCGCAUUGGAAGCAACCACCGGUUGAUCCUUUCUGGUACCCCUAUUCAGAACAAUGUGCUGGAGCUGUGGUCCCUUUUCGACUUCCUGAUGCCCGGGUUCCUGGGCACGGAGAAAGUUUUCCUGGACCGAUUCGCAAAGCCGAUUGCCGCCAGCCGGUUCAGCAAGUCGUCUUCGAAGGAGCAGGAAGCCGGGGCAUUGGCGAUUGAGGCGCUGCACAAGCAAGUGCUGCCGUUCUUACUGCGUCGUUUAAAGGAAGAGGUUCUCAAUGAUCUACCGCCGAAGAUUAUCCAGAAUUAUUACUGUGACCCGAGUGAGCUCCAGAAGAAGCUAUUCGAGGAUUUUACCAAAAAGGAGCAGAAGACCCUGGCGAACAAGGUGGGAAGCUCAGAAAAAUCAGACAAGGAGCACAUCUUCCAAGCGUUGCAGUACAUGCGGCGUCUCUGCAACUCGCCUGCGCUUGUCGUCAAAGACGGACACAAGCAGUACGAGGAGGUGCAGAGCUACCUGACCGCGAAGAACUCGUACAUCCGUGAUGUAGCGCACGCCCCCAAACUCAGCGCCCUGCGCGACCUACUGCUGGACUGCGGCAUCGGCAUCGACCCACCCAGCGAAGGUGACCUGGGGACAGGGGCAAGCUACGUGAGCCCUCACCGAGCUCUUAUCUUCUGUCAGAUGAAAGAAAUGCUUGAUAUUGUACAGAGCGAAGUGCUCAAGAAACUGCUUCCCUCGGUGCAGUAUCUCAGGUUGGACGGCAGCGUGGAAGCGACGCGACGACAGGACAUUGUCAACCGGUUCAACACUGAUCCUAGCUACGAUGUCUUGCUUCUGACGACCAGCGUCGGUGGACUGGGACUCAAUCUAACAGGAGCAGAUACGGUCAUUUUUGUGGAACACGACUGGAAUCCGCAGAAGGAUAUCCAAGCCAUGGAUCGGGCGCAUCGAAUCGGCCAGAAGAAGGUCGUCAAUGUAUAUCGAUUGAUCACGAGAGGUACUCUGGAGGAGAAGAUUUUGAAUCUCCAACGAUUCAAAAUCGACGUCGCAUCGACGGUGGUCAAUCAACAAAACGCAGGCCUGAAUACCAUGGACACAGACCAACUCCUAGACCUCUUCAACCUAGGCGAAACGGCAGAAAACGCAGAGAAGCCGAGCGAACUCACAAUGGGCAACGAAGUCGACAUGGUCGAUAUCGACGGCGAAGUCAAAGAGAAGGGCAAGAAGGGAUACCUCGACGAUAUCGAAGAACUCUGGGACGAUCAACAAUACCAAGAGGAAUAUAAUCUGGAAUCGUUCUUGGCGAAGAUGAAGAGAUGA